GGGGCCGUAAGGCGAAAUCCGAAUGCGAGAACUUGCAAGCUACAGAGAUAGCUGUGAGAGGACGCAUGGGUGGCAGAAGACCAUCUGUAAACGGAGUUUAAUGAAACCCAUGUUAAAAAGCAUUUGUAUUUAUAAACACUUAUUUGUGGUGACACCUUAAUGUUCUGACUUUAGGCCAGAGUGAGUCACAGGAUGAAGUUCACGCACUUGAUGGUUAUCGUUGUUGCAGUGUCUUUCUCCGCAUUCAACACAGGUUGGUUAUACGUAUUGCUCCCAGCAUAUGAACAAUUAUGUCAUCUCAUCAUGAAGAGAGCAAAUCGAACACGACAGUGUAACUCCCCAGAGAUUUAUGCGAUUGUCUAAACGAUAGGUCGUCAAAGUCAAUUUAUCCGAUCCCGCGUAAAUAGAUCUGUUUACAGGCACGCACUGAUUCAAAUAAUAUAAACACACAAACUUUAAAAUAAAGGAACAAAAUCACACACAAAUAAAAGGUUCAGACGAAUUCCCCAACCAGUCAACCACGUUACGAACACUAUUCAACUACCUCCCUUCCUCAGCCUCCCGAAUUUUUUUAACUGAAGUUGAUUCUUACCUUCUGUGUUUCAGUCCUCGCCCUCCGAUGUAAUGUGUGCAUAAGCUCAGUCUCCUGGGAUGACUGUGAACAGAACACUCAAAAGUUGACGUGCGAAUCAGAGGAUACUUACUGUCACCGCCACAUGACGAGUUCUGAGGUUAUGGGCAUCACGAUUGUAACUUUUUCAAAAGGUUGUGCAACAUCUGACAAAUGCACACCUGAAGCAAUUGAUCGGUGUAAAAACGCUAAAAACACUGACCUUCAGGGAAUGCCUGGAGUUACAGCAGUCGAUUGUGACUUGAAAUGCUGCCAGGGAGAUUUGUGUGAUUAGCAUGUAAAAUGAUUCACACCAGAGUAAACGAUUUUCUCAGUAGGAUGUUAGGAG
Messenger RNA from Pocillopora meandrina, 959 nucleotides. NCBI's taxonomy places the organism in Eukaryota, Metazoa, Cnidaria, Anthozoa, Scleractinia, Pocilloporidae. The record is from the annotation of a GenBank genome assembly.